Oncorhynchus mykiss (rainbow trout) is the source of this 4992-nucleotide messenger RNA. RefSeq names its product DNA replication helicase/nuclease 2 (gene dna2). NCBI's taxonomy places the organism in Eukaryota, Metazoa, Chordata, Actinopteri, Salmoniformes, Salmonidae. The record is from RefSeq and is a predicted model, not a curated record. Gene Ontology annotation, molecular function: single-stranded DNA helicase activity; 5'-flap endonuclease activity. Gene Ontology annotation, cellular component: cytoplasm. Gene Ontology annotation, biological process: replication fork reversal.
UUAUGGAGUGGGAGUGUCUUGAUUCUAACUACCAUGAAUGCUUUUAGCGCGAAAAAUAAGAAGGAACGCAUAGCUGGCAAUGAAUGAAAUAACCUGAAAUAGCUGGCUAGCCAAGUCUUUUGACGAGGUUGGCUACCUUUUUAUAUGUAACCGGUAGGCAUUUGAGAUGUAUGUGUGAUUAGUGAAGUAAUACGUUUCCAGCUAGGAACUAGCUAACGAAAUAUGUAAGCUUGCGUUAACUAAAGUAAUUUAGCCACUCAGGUUAGCUGCAGCUAUCUAAAGCUAGUCAUCUAAGUUAGCUAUCCUCCAAACACACAUGCACGUCGUCAGAUCUCUAACGUUACAAUGCAGAGGACCAAGUUAAAGAAGAACUCUGUAAUUGGAGACCAUCAGAAGACACUCUCUUCAUUUUUCUACCCAAACAAACUCAAGGAGUCAACGCCUCCCUCAAAGAGAACUAUAUGCAGCAUAACUGAGAUGGACUCGUCAAAUGUCACCUCUAACCAGCGCAGUGUCCUGGGAGGCAUUGAAAAUUCUCCCCUGUCUUUUGACCUCUUAUCUGUCCCAGAGACCCCCGACAGCCAGAUCAGAACCUCUCACCCUGCCAGAAAGCCUGACGAUGGGCAUCUCUCUCCUAUCUGCCGCAGACCGUGCUCCAGAGGGGUCAGCUUAAUAAGGGAAAAUUCUCCCAAGGCAGCUAUGUUCUCCCUGAGGAGUAAGAUCAGUCCCCCGCCUCAGGUACAGACGAGCACCAAGAACAGUAACAUGCAACGUUGCUCUGUGAAAAGACUGUUCAGUUCCGAUGACUUGCAGGUUGCCAAGCGUCCCAAAACCAUGCCAGUAAAGAGGCCCUCUAUUAGCCCUUUGCGGAAGCCUCUCCUUCAUGGAGAGGAAUUCCUGAGCGAAUGCUUGCAGGUCAUUGAUGACACUCAAAACUCCAAAGGUACGAAAUUCCAGCAGGGCACAGGCCUAGUUGUCAAAGCUGUGAAUGGCAGAAAGCCAUCCAAGGCUGGUCAGAUACACUUAGGUUACAGUGUAUUGACAUCAGGUGCCAAGGAGAAGAUUAGAAACGUCAUGCCAUCAUUAAAGCCACUGUCUGUCAAAAGAGCUUCGUCCUUGUCCUCUAAUGAGAGCUCUCUCCCCAGCAGCUUGAGUGAAUGUGAAGAGGAGUGUGCUUUUACGGUCAUUACAGAACAGAAAGAUGCCACAGAAUAUAAUGGCUGCCCUACAGACUUGAAUACAAGCGGUGGGCAUGUGAUAGCAACUAGCUUUGAGAAGCCUAGUAGUGUAAAAACUAUCCUUCCGUGUCCACCCAAUCCCAAUAAGAGCUUAAUGGAAGUUGAAAACAGUGCUGUCAGAGACUGUGGCACUGAUGGGAAAGGAGUAACAUCAGAAGACCACCUGGAGGGGCUGGAGGACAACUGGUUUGAUGACAAAAUGGAGGAGAUCUUCAGUAACACUGAGGAGAAAUCCAAUGCUGGUAAAAAGAAAGGCAUCCCAGACCAUGUUAUUCUGACCACUGGGCUGCACAACCGCUACUGGAUACUAGAUGUGCAGGAGAUCCAUGGUGCUCGUGGCUCUGUGGAGAAACAUCUGACCAUCACUGCCUCCAAGACCUCCCAUCCUACUGAGAUUUGUAUUCUGAAGGAUGGAUGGGAGUCGACACCAGUGUCCACGGGUGAUGUGGUUCACCUGGAGGGCCAAUGUGUCUCAGGUACCUGGCUGAUAGACAGGGAGUCAGGAUUCUUGGUGCUUCUCCCUGACGUGCUCAUAUCUGGCACUAGCAUCGCCAGCGGGAUCCGCUGCAUGAGACGGGCCGUGCUGGGGGAGAUGUUCAAGUGUUUCGACGGAGGCUCCAAACAGAUGUUGAACGGUACGAUAGUUCAUGACAUCUUCCAGAAAGCUGCAAUGUCUGGAGACUUCUCUAUGGAAAGGCUGCAACUGCUGGCCAACCAAGCCCUGCUCAGCCCCAACUACCUGGGAGACAUGUACACCCUGAAACUGACUCAGGAGGACAUGAAGCAGGAGAUUUGGGAGUACCUGCCAGCAAUGACAGAAUGGGCCAGAGAUUACCUUCACACCUCUCCACAGGCAGGCAAGAAACUGUUAACUCUCAAAUUGCCAAGUGAUGGGGCACUGAGCUGGCAGGACUCCGCAUGCAGCAUUGCUGUCACAGAUUUUGUGGACAUCGAGGAAAACAUUUGGUCGCCACGUUUCGGCCUGAAGGGUAAAAUUGACGUGACAGCAGGGGUGCGUAUUCAUCGCAAGGGCAGGCCUCCACUCAACAGGGUAAUGCCUUUGGAGCUGAAGACUGGCAAAGAGUCCAACUCCAUUGAACACCGCAGCCAGGUCAUCCUUUACACUCUGAUGAGCUUAGAGAGACGCAGUGAUGCAGAGGCAGGAUUCCUGCUCUACCUGAAGACUGGCAACCUGCAUCCUAUAGUCGGGAACCACAUGGACAGAAGAGAGCUGUUGAAAUUAAGGAACACCCUGGCGCAUCACGUUGGCAAUAGUAUGGAGAAGGAAGGCAAGACACGGAUGGCACCUCUACCAGGGAUCAUCACAGACAGACAGGCCUGCAAGUGGUGUCCCCAGAUCAGGAACUGUGCUCUCUAUGACAGGGCCAUUGAGAGCAGGGCUCCAGACUACUACUCCAGUGAGUCACAGCAGUUGUUGGUGCAGCAGGAGAGUGAGCACCUGACAGAGGCACACCUGCUCUACUUCAGCCACUGGCUGCUCCUCUGUGCCCUGGAGACCCACACCAUGGAGAGGAAGGGAGGCCGGCACAACAUCUGGCUGCAGUCUGCCCAAGAGAGGGAGAAGAGUGGGGGGUGUAUGGGAAACAUGCAGCUGAUUGGCCCAGUGAAGAACCAGUCAGACGGUGUGUAUAUCCACCGUUUUGAGCGCCGUCGUGGUGGGGAACAGGGUGUGACGGGCUUGAUUGUUGGCGACAGAGUUGUGGUGAGCGACCAUGAUUUGCAGCUAAUUGGUGUGGCAGCUGGAUACGUCACAGACAUGAGCAGCACUGCAGUAAGCUGCUCCCUGGAUCGGGACCUUUCGAAGUGUUCCUCUGAUGUUGUGUUCCGACUGGACCAGGACGAAGGGGUAAUGGGAUUGAGCACCCAUCUGGUCAACCUCUCCAAGAUGAUGAAAAGGUCUCCUUCAAGUGAAAGACUAAGGGAGCUGAUAGUGGAUUUCCACCCUCCUCAGUUCAUUGACAACCUUAGCAGUGUGUUGCCCAGGGAAGCUAAGGACACAGUCGCCAACAUCCUGAAAGGGCUCAACAAACCUCAGAAACAGGCCAUGAAGAAGGUUUUGCUCUCCAAAGAUUAUACGCUCAUAGUUGGGAUGCCUGGCACUGGGAAAACCACCACUAUAUGCACACUGGUGCGUAUUCUCCAUGCAUGUGGCUUCAGUGUGCUGCUGACCAGCUACACCCACUCUGCUGUGGACAACAUCCUGCUAAAGCUCCGGAGGUUCAAGGUGGGCUUCCUGCGUCUGGGCCGGGCUCAGAAGGUCCACCCAGACAUCCUGGCCUACACAGAGGAGAGGUGUCGGACCAACGGCAUCCACACACUCCCUGAGCUGGAGAAUCUUUACAACAAGGAGCUGGUGGUGGCCACCACGUGCAUGGGUGUAAAGCACCCCAUUUUCUCCCGUCGUCGUUUUGACUUUUGCAUUGUGGACGAGGCGUCCCAGAUCAGUCAGCCAGUGUGCCUUGGGCCCCUGUUCUAUGCCCAGCGCUUUGUCCUGGUGGGGGACCACCAACAGCUGCCCCCCAUUGUCCAGAACAGAGAGGCUAGGUUGUUGGGUAUGGACGAGAGUCUAUUCAAGCGUCUCGAGCGUAAAAGUGAGGCUGUAGUCCAGCUGAACGUCCAGUACAGGAUGAAUAGUAAAAUCAUGUCCCUAAGUAACACUCUGAUGUACGGAGGGAGGCUGGAGUGUGGCUCAGAGAGGACUGCCAGCGCCAUGCUGACCCUGCCCUCCCAGGGCUCUGUCCAGAGGGAGCUGGAGCUAAGUCUGGGCCGGCCGGAGGACCUGGCUUGGGUCCAGGCAGCUCUGGAGCCUCUCAACCCUGUCUGCUUCCUGGACACCACCCAGGUUCCAGCCCUGGAGACGGUUGACCAGGGGGGAAUCAGCAACCAGACAGAAGCUGCUCUGGUGCACGGCAUAGUCAGUCUGCUAUUGAAGGCUGGGUGCAGGGCCAGUGACAUCGGGGUCAUUGCUCCCUACAGACAACAACUGAAGGCCAUCUCAGGCCUACUAGCCGGGCCAGCCUUCAGCACUGUGGAGGUCAACACUGUGGACAAGUACCAGGGCCGCGACAAGAGCGUCAUCAUCGUUUCCUUUGUCAGGAGUAACCUAGAAGGCAAUCUGGGUGAGCUGCUGAAGGACUGGAGGAGGCUGAACGUGGCCAUCACGAGAGCUAAACACAAGCUCCUCAUGGUGGGCUCGGCCCCCACCCUGCGCCGCUACGCCCCCCUGGAAAAACUCCUCAACCACCUCACACAGGAGAGCAUGGUCUUCCAGCUCCCUCCAGCAGCCCAUGAGGUAUUACCCACCAUGCACCUGUGACGGGACAUCUGAUGUAGAACAUUGCCUUUCCUCCACUCACCAUCUGGAAAUCAGCCUUUAGACUGAUCAAGCAAUGUAUCGAUUCCUCAAUAUUGAUUACUUGAAAUAGUUGAUAAUAUGCUAUAUAUUUUUUAAUUCAUGUUUUAACAAGAAUCCAUGGCAGCUAUGUUUGUGGUGUUAUUGUUUUAAUUAUUUUUAUUACAACAGAAUGUGACCAUUCGAAAGUUGAAGUACAGGCACCAUUUACACUAAAUCUGCUAUGUAGCAAUUGCUCAGACAUUGCCUCACAGACCUCCGUUAGAUUAAGAUUGGUCAUUAGUCUUGUUUCUGAGCCAGUGCUGAUUGUCGAGCUUUUACUUGUUAUAUUGACGUUCAUUUUGAAAAUUUCUAUGUGAAUAAAUCAUUUUAAGUGUUGUA